Dentiscutata erythropus is the source of this 147-nucleotide messenger RNA. Lineage: Eukaryota; Fungi; Glomeromycota; Glomeromycetes; Diversisporales; Gigasporaceae. The record is from the annotation of a GenBank genome assembly.
UACAUUAUCGAAAAGAAUAUGGAAAAUCCAGAAAGGAUCACAAUUUUGACAAGAUCUUCAAGCUUAGAAGUCGAACCUGAUAACUUAACAGAUGCUCCUCCAUCAUAUCAGGACGCAGUUUCUAAAUGCAACUUCUGGUAUAUAUAA